AAAAAAUGAAGAACACAAGUAGAAAGAAAAUAAAAAAAAAAAGUUGCACUAAAUUGGUCCAAUUAAGAAGCAAAAUAAAAAUCAGGAAGCAGUUCAAAGUAAAACAAAAACAAAAGUAAACAGUAACAUAACGCAAACCAUCUUCUAUGUAAAAGCCAAAGAAUUAUCAAACCAUGUUGUUGCUUUGUAAAAGAGAGGAAGGAGCCUAAAGCAAAGCAAAGCAACAAAGGAAGAAACAAAGAAUCACAGAGAGAAAAAGAAAGAAAGAGUCUUCUUUUGUUGGCCGGCUGGCAGCAGCCUGGCUGUCUAAGCCUUACCUUUUUUCUGGGAAUUUCAGCUUUUUGAAGGCUCUUGUUUUGUAGAAUUGGAAAAUUUCAAGUCUCAUGAGUUGGUUCGUAGCCUUGUAUGCCUGCUUGCUGAGUACAACUUCGUGGGUCGUAAGAGCUUGAAAAAUAAUGAGAAGCUUGUGGUGUUUUGGUCAAAAGAGCAAUGCUGAAAAUAUGGGAAAGAAAGGGAGUUGGUUUUCUGCAAUAAAGAAAAUCUUUUUACCCCACUCCAAGGAGAAACUAGCCAAUGAAUCAGAUAAGAAAAGUACAAAAGAAAAGAAAAAGAAGGGGCUAGCAAAACUACGGCGUGGAGAAACCAAUUCCUUCAUUCCCCUAUUUAGAGAACCAAGUAGUAUUGAGAAAAUUUUGGGGGAUGCUGAAAGAGAGCAUAACUUAGUAUUCAGGCCUCCCACCCCACCUGAGCAACCUAGAACGCCACCUUUUGUGCCUACAAGAGUUGCUUCUCCAAGGGUUCCUUCUCAAAGGAUUUCUUCUCCAAGGGCUGCUUCUCCAAGAGCUGCUUCACCAAGAAUUCUUCAACAGCAUAGGGAAAGACCAGAACCAACUCUAAGAUACCGCCAUGCUUGUGCUACAAAAAUUCAAGCAGCCUAUAAAGGAUAUAUGGCUAGGAGAAGCUUUAGAGCUCUGAAGGGUCUAGUGAGGCUUCAGGGAGUACUGAGAGGACAGAAUGUGAAGCGCCAAACAGUGAAUGCCAUGAAGUGUAUGCAGCUUUUGGUGAGGGUUCAAUGUCAGAUUCAGUCAAGGAGGAUUCAGAUGUUAGAAAACCAAGCACGACUUCAAGCUCAGUACAGAAAUGACAAGGAAACAGAAAGUACCUUGGGAAAAUGGACCUUCAGCCAGGCAUCCGAGGCAGGAAAUGAAGACUGGAAUGCUAGUGCGCUAACCAAAGAAGAAACGGAGGCAAGGAUGCAAAGGAAGGUGGAGGCAGCCAUCAAAAGAGAAAGAGCCACGGCCUAUGCAUAUUCCCACCAGUUGUGGAAGACACCUCCUAAAUCAGCUCAAACAUCUGUGGGGGUGCUUCCAUGGUGGUGGAAGUGGUUAGAACGUCAACUGCCUCAGGCUAACCCAUCCGAAAGUCAAAGCAUAAAGAGUUUUCAACUUACGCCACCAACACCAAUGGCUGAUCAGCACCUAAAACCGAGCCCUCGGGCACAGUCAAGCUGUCACAAUCGAUAUAGUUUCGGGUUUGACAUGGAUACUCCAACUCCAAAAUCUACAAAGUCAACCAUUCUCCCCGCAGCAAGAUAUGCUCGGAGUCCAGCUUUAGGUAAAGCCCGUCAAGGCAGUCCCGGUUUGUCAAAAUAUUCAAGAGCAAGAGCUAGUGGAGCUCCUUCUCCUUUCAACUUGCCAUUUAAAGAUGACAAUAGUCUUACAAGCUGCCCGCCCUUUUCCGUUCCGAACUACAUGACGCCUACAGUUUCUGCAAAAGCGAAAGCAAGAGCUAACAGUAAUCCGAGGGAGAGGUUUCCAGGGACCCCAAGCAGCGAAUCACAAAGAAGGCUUUCAUUUCCUUUGACACCAAGCGCUGGAUCACAAAAGUGGAAGAGAGGUACCUUCUUCUCCGAUAGCAAAGAGUCUAGCUCCCAGAGGGCCUUAGAUAAGAAUCAGUCAAUGCAAUCUAUAGGAAAUUUGAGUGAGGAUUCAACCGUUUCAGUGCCUGCCACGGUCAGAAGGAAGCCGUUUAACCGAUUUGUGUGAUGAUUUGUUUGCCCUUUAUUUUUUCUCUUUUUAACAUCAUGAUGUUCAUUUGAUUGAGUGUAUGUGAUAUGUCCAGAAUCAUAAAGAUUACUAAUGUAUGAUGAUAAUAAAGAAACAUAGGAGAUGAUAUGCUUUGUAUGUGACAGGAUUUGGGCUUUGUAAAGGAAUUGUAACAGUUAUUUUUUCUGGAUUUCUGAGAGGGAGAACCAUUAUUUCCCAUCCGGGUUUUGCCCCAA
Molecule: messenger RNA, 2281 nt
Organism: Mangifera indica (mango)
Lineage: Eukaryota; Viridiplantae; Streptophyta; Magnoliopsida; Sapindales; Anacardiaceae
Product: protein IQ-DOMAIN 13-like
Exons: 7
Coding region: 456-2045 (529 amino acids)
Molecular function (GO): protein binding
Source: RefSeq, a predicted model, not a curated record